AUGCGUUUAGAGAAGUGCUGGUUUUGCUCCAGUACCAUCUAUCCCGGGCACGGGAUCACCUUUGUCCGCAACGACGCCACGAUUUUCCGGUUUUGCAGGUCCAAAUGCCACGCAAACUUUAAGCUCAAGAGGAACCCCAGGAAGUUGCGAUGGACCAAAGCGUACAGGAAAUUGGCUGGCAAGGAGCUCGCUCAGGACACAACCUUCGAAUUGGAGAGAAAACGAAACAGGCCAGAGCGCUACAACAGGGAGCUGCUGUGCGCAACGAUGAAGGGCAUGAAGGCUAUCACUGAAAUCAGGAAGAAGAGGCAGGAUCGCUUUUAUGACACCCGAAUGCAGAAGGCCCGCAAACAGACCAGAGAGUCUGAAAAGAAAUCCCUCCUCAAGGAUAUCCAUCUUGUUAAGGCACCAGAAUCGUUGCUGAAAGACAAGCAACAGGAUUUGCUUCUUGAGAAGGUUGCUGCAGAGCCUGUGGCCACAGUUGAGCAAAUGGAUGUUCAGGAGUGA
Messenger RNA from Ostreobium quekettii, 507 nucleotides. NCBI's taxonomy places the organism in Eukaryota, Viridiplantae, Chlorophyta, Ulvophyceae, Bryopsidales, Ostreobiaceae. The record is from the annotation of a GenBank genome assembly.